AACACAGACACACGUGAGCAGCCCUUCGAUCCAAGAUGAAGUACCAUCAGACACCAGGAUACUUCAUCAACCAACACCUGGAGACACGGGGACGGGCUGGACUGCAUCCUGUAGGAUAUCGGAGGGAAGAAGAGGAGAGGAGAGAAGGAGAAAGGAAAGAAACUGUUCAGUCUGUGCCGGAACACGAAGCGGAGAGGUUUUACUCGAAGCGGUCAACUCAGUUAGCCGAUACAGUACACACAGUUGGGACUGCAUUACACCAAAGGCAAUUAUAUUUGGAUACAACAUCACACCAAAGACCAGGAUAUUCAGAUAAAACAUUACAGCACAGACCUGGAUAUCCAGAUACAACAUUACACCACGGAGAAGGAUAUCCUGAUACAACAUUACAUCAAAGACCUGGAUAUCAAAAGGAAAACCAAGACAAACUCUUUCAGACCAAUAAAAAAGAACAUCUCUUUAAUUCUGGGAAACAAGAAAAAAUCUUUCAGCUCGGAAAGGAAAUAGAGCUCUUUAAGCCCAGCAAACAAGAAGAACUCUUUAAGUCCAGCAGACAAGAAGAACUUUUUAAGCCCAGCAAACAAGAAGAACCCUUUAAGCUCAGAAAAAAAGAAGACCUCUUAAAGUCCGGGAAACAAGAAGAUCUUGUAAAUCCCAGGAAACAAGAAGAACUCUUCAAGCCCGGAAAGCAAGAAGUCAUCUUCCAGCCCGAGAAUCAAAAAGAACUCUUUAAGUCCGGGAAACUAGAAGAAUUCUUUAAACCCUGGAAAUCAGAGAACACUUUGCUUGGUAACCAGGAAGAACUCUUUAACUCUAAGAAAUCAGAAGAAAGCUCUUGUCCUAAAUUUGAGUCUGUGGCAUCCGCUAAAAAUUAUCAAGAAGAAACCUCAAGCAAAAAACUAGAACCAGCUCCGACAGUAUACAGAAGUUGUACAGUUUCCUCCAGCUGGAACUGGAAAGAUAUUUUUAGCGUCGAGCACACUGAAGAAGACCUACCCAAGAUGACUGAAGACCUCUGGUACCAUGCUCUUAGGUUCCUGGACAAAUACAGAACUGAUACAAGGAACUAUGAUAUCGAGGAACUCUACGAGUUUGCAGACAAGACAGGGAUUCUGGAAAGGCAUAAACAGCUGCUUGCCAAACCAUACCAUGACAGCCAGAUUGACAUGAAGAUCAUGUACUACGAGCUGAUCAAGAUGCUGAUAGAGUACGAGAGAAAGAAUCACCCUGAGCAGUAUGAUGCUACCAAGACAGUUGGAAAAAUCGAAGGUUACCAGGAAUUGACGAACAAGCUUCAGCGAUAUCUAAACCAGAGAUUUAUUGAAGAUAUUGAUAAACUAGGUGAUGCCCAAUUACAGUUGGGUGAGAUCAAUAUAAGCCAGCAGUUUACCACUAUACAGGAGAAUAUCAAUAAUAUCCAACAGAAACUGAUCAAGGUCGAAGAAAAGAAUUUAUCCUUAGAGGAGAACUUAACAACCCUGCAACAUCAAUACACUACAUUGAACACAGAGCACACAGAUCUCAGAGAGACACAUUUGCAUCUGGAAACCCGGGUUGGUAUUCUGGAGACAACAAACUCUUCCCUUCUACUCAAGGUUCAAGGACUCAAAGAGAAGGAGGAACAGCUAGAAGAGUUGGUCUCCGGGUUCAGGAAACAACAGGAGAUGGAGAACAGUGCAAUGAAGCAGGAGCUGGAGAAGGGGGGAAACCAGAUUUCUAAUCAUGAAGAUAGAAUCCUGGUUUUGGAAACUGAAACAGUAAAGAUGAUGGAACUCAACACACAACAAGAUGCACGAAUUGAAGCAUUGGAGAACGGAAGCCAUGCUUUGGAUAACAAGCUAAGUGAUUUGGAGUCUGCUGAUGUCUUCCUUCAGGAAGCCAAUAAGCAGCUAGCGGUACGAACUACAGAGAUUGAGAACAAAUCCAAAAAGAUUGAAGUUGACUUUAGCCAGGUUACUGAGGAGUUCCAGAAAGGAUUUACACUGAAAGUGGAAAGCAAGCUGGAAAAAAUGGAAGAAAGUCUUGAUGUUUUGAACAAGAACAAGAUCAAUAAUGAUGCGAAAAUGUCAGAUUUGAUUGCACGCUUAGAUGAGCAUGAUGACAAGAUUGAGAAUAUGCAAACUGAUAUUGAAACUGGAAAAAACAUCAUGGAAAAACUGUCAAGCACCACAGAGAAUAUUUCUGAAAUUAUUUCUCAAACUCAAAAGCAAAUCACAAAUGUUGCCGAAAAUGUAGAAAAGAACGAAAAGGACAUCACAAAUAUAUUUAGCUCCCUUGCCAAGCUAAAUUCAGAAAAUCAGGACAUGCACUCUGAAAGCAAGCUUAACAUUACGAGAAUAUAUGAAGCCAUACAUGAACAACAAAUUUCCCUGGAGAACACUAUCAAAGAGCUGAACAGUGAACAUGAUAAAGUUACGAGCUUUGAAUUGUUGAUCUCUGCUUUAACAGCAGAAACGGAUGGCCUGAAAGCCCAAAUUAGCCAUGAGAUGCAGACCAGUGUAGAGAACUUUGAAGAAGGUCAAAAUAAAUUAAAGGAAGCUUUCAAGGAGCACUUGAGUAAUUUUUCUGCUCAAGCCUCAAAACUUGAUAAGGUAGAAACAGAUGCAGAUGUCACAAAUUCUGAUCUCAAGAAACUUCUAGAAAGAUUCUCUAAAUUGCAGAAUGAUCUACAAAGUCUGGAUGUCAAACAUGUUGAAACUGUGGAAAGAAUGAAAGAGGUGACAGUUCUUGCAACAAACAUUGAAGUUCAUGUCAAAUCUCAAGAGCAAAGGAUAGAACAGCAGAAUGAGGAAGGCUUAACCAAUGUUAACAAAAAGAUUGCAAUGAUUGAAGGAGACCUGGAUACUGCACAGAAGAAGAUAGCUGACUUGGACAGCAAAGGGCUAAGUUUGUCAGGCAAUGUUCAAACAAUAAACCAAACCUUGGUUUCAAAAUUGGACGAACUCAAGAAAAUUACUGAUGACCUUGAAGCCAAACUCAGUAAUGCGUCUGCUGAUCACUCAAAGAAAAUGGAGGCGAUUCAAGACCUUUAUGCGGAAAGUACAGAUAAGAUUAAGGGGCUUGAAGAGGCAAGUAUGCAGCACUUUGAGCGUGCUCGUUACUUUGAAACUCUGAACACAAGGGUAGCCCAACUGGAUGAGAUGAGACAGCAAAGUGAAGCUAAAGCAAGAGAUGAAGUAGAUAUGGGUAUCUCAAAGCAAAAUUCUCUUGUCAAUGAGUUUAAACUGGAUGUAGACAACAAGGUUCAAAACAUAACUUUACAGUUCCAGGAAAACUUUUAUAAAUCAGAACAAGAAAAUAAUCAACUGAAAGAACAAAUUCUACACUUGAAGGCGGAAAUUGAAAAAUGCUACCUUUCAAUAAAUGGAUUAAAUGGAGAGUUUGGAAAUAUUACUGGCAAGAUCCAAGAUCUAGAAUCAGGAUUUGAUACUCAACUGAAGAAUAUUUCUGCAAAGACAGAUUAUGCUGAAAGUUCCCUAGCCAAAGAGGUUGAACAAUUAAAUGAUAAAGCAUCGGAGCUUAAUUCUAAGUUGAAGUACUUGGAACAUGAAAAUAUGAACAAUAUAGCAGAAAUAGUGGCAAUGAAGGAAGCUUCAUUUGCCCACAAUGAAAAGGUAACUUUUGUAGAAGCUCUGUCAGCCAGGGUUAGCUCAUUUGAUGAUAGCAGACAGCAGUUUGAAGAAGAUUUGAUUAGGAAAAAUGAGGAAAUGAUUGCCAAGAAUGCAUCUGCAAUAACAGAUUUGAAGCAGGAAUGUGAGGGUAGAUUGGAAAUGCUUGAAGCAGAGACCAAAAGCGGCUUUGCAAAAACUGCAGAUGCUAAUGAUGGGUUAGCAGUCUCACUAGAAAAUCUGAGAAAGGAGAAUGAAAAUCUUGGGACUUGGUUCAAGGAUCUUCAGGAAAGGCAUGUUCAGCUGAACUUCAUUUUAACUGAACAGAAUCAGACAAACCAAACCUUUGUUCUGGAAAAACAGCAGGAACUUGAAGCUAAGAUUGAAAAAAGUCUGUUGCAAUCUCAAGAGAAUAUCAAAACAGAACAAGAAAGUGGGAUGUCUGAGUUGAGGGAAAUGAUUGAGACAACUUCAAAUAAUUUGAGAGCUGAAAUUCAAGAUAAGGCAGACAAGGAGAAUGUUGAAAAGCUUGAGAUGUUCAAGAAUUCCCUGAAAAUAAUGGAAGAUAAAAUUGAAGAUGUUGCCACUGGUAUUCAAAAGGCGGAAGAGAACUUUGCAGCAAAGGUUGAUGAAAAUGUCCUGUCUCUGAGAUCCGACUUGGAAGAAAAACUUAAGGAGCAAGAAUAUGAUUGUAAAGAACUCUACAAAACAAAUGAAAAGCUUCAGAGCAAGGUGGAAAUUCUGGAAAUGGGAAUUUCGGCUCAACUUGAAGACAUUGAAAAACUGAGAGAACAGGAUGAGGUCAUAAAGCAAGAGGUUAAAGAUACCCAAGAGGCUGAAACUUCACGAUGUGCUCUAAUGCAGAAUUCCCUUGAAGAGAGGAUGAAGACUCUUGAAGAUAAACUUGACCAAUUCCAAACAAGCUUAGGUGAAUCCCAGCUGAAUCAAAAUGAGAUUAUCAUCAGGGAGAGCAAAGAAAUUAUUUCAAAAAUGAAAAUAGAAAUAGACCAAGGAGCAGCGGAAACAGACAAACAUUUCAGAGAUGGCUUGAAAGCCAUGGAGGAAAAAAUCCAAAAACUUGAAACUGAUGUUCUUAGCAGUCUGGAAAAUAAAUUAGUCCAAGAGAUAAAAGACAGCCAUUUAGUACUUAAGGGAGAAACUGGCUUGAAGAUUAAGACGCUUGAGGAUGAUAUUGAAGGUCAGAAGUUGGUUAUUGAGGACAAGUUUAACAACUGUUUGGAACAGCUUGAAUCCAACAAAGUUCAGCUUAAAACUGAAGUUGGAAACAGUUCACGAGAGUUGCUUUCAGAAAUUCAAAAUGAUUUAGAUGCAAAGUUGGCAAACAUUGAUAUCUUUGUUAAGGAGGCUGAAAAGCAUGUUGAGAACUUGAGAUCCCUGAAUGGCAAACUGAUUGAUCAGGUAAAGGAAAAUAUGAAGGGGCAUGAGGUAGAGCAAGAAAAGAUUGCAGAAAACCUGAAACAGCAAACGGAUGGGCAAUUAGAAAAAUAUAAGAAGCAAGUUGAAGAUGAGCUAAAGACCAUUAUCAGCAUUAAGGAUGAGCAUACUCUUACUUUGACCAGUAUGUCCAACACAAUAAUCUCAGUACGGGAGACCCUUUCCAAAUCUAUAGAGGAGUUCAAAGAGACAGAGAAGAGAAUUGAUGCUUUGGAAAAAGGACAAAUUGUUCAAGAUGAGGAAAUUGACAAAAAUAAGGAAACUCUAAAAGAUCAGCUUCAAGACUUAAUGGCUAAGAUAGCACUAAAUCAAUCUGAUCUUGAACAUCAUCUGACAAUUUAUGAAGAUGAAAAGAAGAUGACGCAACAGCGCCUUGAUGACUCUGGAAUCAGCAUGUCAGAAAUUGAUGAAAAACUGAGCUUCCUGGCUGAAAACAAUGAAACUAAGGACCAGACAAUAAAUGAAAUGAACAAAUCCUUUGAAACUUCCAUACAUGUGUUCUCCUCUCAGUUUGAGACCAAACUAGCAGAGGAUCAUAAAGCUUUUACUGAUAGAUUGCAGAGGGCAGAGGAUAAUGUAAGGGACAACAGUAUGGCUAUUAAAGCUAAUACAAGUCUGAUUCAGCAGAAUGGUGACAACAUUGCCAGCUUGCUCACAACAUCUGGAAAACAUGAUGAAGAAUUUGUUGUAAUUAAAGUUGAAAUUCAGAAACUGCAAGUUAAUGAGCAAAAAGAGAGUGAGGAAUCAUUAAAGAAAGUAGAAAUCUUAAGCAGCAAGGUGGAAUCAGAGAUAAAAAGGCUUGACCAAAUCAAACAUCAAGUAAGCGAUCUAGAUGAUGCAGUGACUCAUCUUUCUCCGGAUAUUAUCACCAAUGCGGAGAAGAUUCUUGUCUUAGAAGUGUUCAAGGAGAAGUUGGAAGCCUCAACUGAAAACCUGCAAAAAGAAGUUGAAGAGGUUAAAUCUGCCGAGGAAAAAUCGCGGUCAGAAAUUGAAGAGCUCAAGGAGGACACAGAGAAAUUGGGAGAAAUAUUGGAGACUCUUCAAGACAAGUUUGAUAAUUUGAAGAAGGAGACAUCUGACAGGUUUAAGGAUGACAAUACCAAAAUUGAAGAAGUAAGUGGACUCUUAUCAAACAUCAAACUCUCAGUUGAAGAAAACAACGCAGCACUUCAGAGUCAACUUCAAGAAUUAAAGAAGGACCAAGAUGCUAAGACUGUUAUUUUGGGCAAUGAUGUAAUUGAUUUGAGAAAUCAGUUGACAAAGUUUGAAAGACAGUUUUCUGAAGUUCCCCUGCAGCUAGAAGAGCAUAAAAAGAAUACUGAGGAUGAGAUUAAAAAUCUGAAAGAAAAACAGUUUGAUGAUGUCAAAAAUCUCAAAGAUCAGCUUGAUGAAUUCCUUGAUAAAUUUGCAAUUGUUCAGGCGACCCUAGAUGAAAUCAAGGCAACAAAUGUUAAGAUGGAAAACAUUGAAAAUAAUAUAAGCCAACAAUUUAAUCUGAAGAUUGCCAGCUCGAUGAUGGAGAGCAAAGAUGCUCAAGAAGAAAAUCAGAAAAGGCUAGAUGAGCUGAAAGAAAAUUUGAAUGAAGAAACUGCUAAGCUGUCAGUUAUUAUAAUGAGCAUGAAAUCAUCAUUUGAAGACAGCAACAAGCUAAUAAUAGAUGACAUUGACAAACUGAAGAGUGCAGACAAUGAGCUGAUGAAUGAAAUUAACAACAAUAAAAAUAGCUUAAACCUGAAACUGGAAAGCCUGAAUUCAGAGGCACAAUCUUUGAUUGGAAGGGUCACUGGGGUAGAGAAUGAAAAUAAGGAGCAAAAUGAUUGCAUUCUUCAUCUUGAGACAAACCAAAAAGACCAAUUGGAAAAGAUUGUUUCCCUUUAUGAAAACACAGCUGCCUAUGAAGAAAAAUCAAAGUAUGUUCAGGUUCUUGAAGCUAAAGUAGAAAAAGUUGAUGAAAUGAGACAAAAAAGUGAAAGCCAGACCAAGGAAGAUUUUAAACAAGCAAUCAUGACAAACAAGGAUAAUAUUGAGAAAUUAAGAGCUGAUGUAGACAAAUCAAUCCAGGAACUAGGAGAAAAACAUGAUGAUGAUAUGAGUAACCUAAGCUCCGCCGUAGCAGAGAUGAAAAACAAUUUUGCAAACAAUGUGAGAGAAGUAAAAGAAGAUUGCAAUAUUCUUAAAUCAGAGGGAGUUGUAUUCAAAGACACACUCACAAAAUAUCAAGAACUGCUUGAAGUUAAGCUUAAGGAAGUUGAUAAUAACACCAAUGAAAAUUCAAGAGUUAUCCAAGAUGUCAAAGAUAUGUUGAAUGAGACAAAUGAUAAGAUUGAUACUAAUCAAGCUACUUUUAAUACUGGCCUUAACAGUCUAAAAGAUGAAACUCCUGCUCUGAUAGAAAAAACUUUAGAUUUUUUCAAAACUGAUGUCAAAGAAGAAAUUACAGUCCUCAAUAAUGACUUCAAUGAGCUGAAGAAGAAUAUUGAACCACUUGAGCUAGGUUUCACAAAACUUGGAAAAGAACUGGAAGAAAAUUCUCAGAAACAAUCGGCGUCUCUGAAUGACCUCAAGAAUGUUAGCCAAGAUAUGCUUGCUGUUCUCAGGAAUGAUUUUGACGGGAAAGUUAAAGAGAUCAUGGAGUAUUUUGAUAAGCAGGGAAAAACAAUAGCAUUAAACAACACUUAUAUGAUGUCCUCUCAAGAGUUAUUGCACAACAUAUCCAUAUCUUCCACAGAGCAAGCAGAAAAGAUUGAGGCCCUAGAAUCUCAAACUGGUAUUCUAGACAACAAGCUAUGCAGUCUUGAGUCUGCAGAUCUUUUCCUACAAGAAGCACACAGAAUGCUUACAGAUAAAACUACACUUGUUGAAGCUGAAUCAAAGAGGUUGGAAGCUUCAGUAUUGGCCCAUAUGAAAAAUCAAAAAGAGGAGCAUGAAGACACCCUGAAAAGCCAGAUAACCCUCAUUCUAAAAGAUAUUGACAAACUUGAAGCGGACAAAUCCAAGGCAUUUGAAAGGAUAAAUGACAUUGAAAAUCAGGCUCAUGGCAAUCAGAAUCAGAUAACAGUCCUUGAAGCUAAAUUUCUCAACCAGACUAACGAUCUCUCAACAAAUCUUGAAACAAUGAUUGCUGAUAUGAAGACAAGCCAAGAGAACAAAUUAGAGGUUCUGGAGGAAAACAUUGUAUUGAAUAAGGCAAUUUUGCAAAACUCAAUUGAAGAUUUGAACAAUAACCUCAAGGGCAAUGAUGAAAAAAUCAAACAAAUUGAGGGUAGUCUCAAAAUUUUGGAUGUGAAACAUGUAGAAACUACACAGAAGAUGAAAGAAGUCACUGUCUUGGCAACCAACAUUGAAGUUCAUGUCAAAUCACAAGAGCAAAAGUUUGAAGAGCAGAAAGCUCUAGAUAUGACUGGGUUUGAAAACAGCUUCAAAGAAUUAAAAGAAAAAGAGGUGAUGCUCCAAGAGAAAUUGGAAAGUCUUAAAAUUGAUUGCCAGGGAACCAUGCAAAAGAUUGACGACCUUGAGUUUAAAGACAAAGAGAAAAAUGCUUUAGUUGAUGCUUCAAUUCAUGACAUACAUGCAAAAUUGCAAUCCUUUGAUGAUCACAAUAAAAUUCAAGGAGAGAAGAUGCACGUUAUUGAGAUGCUAAGUGACAGGUUGGAUCAGCUAGAUGAAUCAAGAUCAACUCAUGAUCUUCAUGUUACCACAACAAUUGAAAACCUACGAGAGGAAUAUAAAAAAAAUUUGGCUCUAAUCAACCUGGAAAUAGACAACAAGCUCACUGCCCUACAGGAUACAGAACUAUCAACGCUGCAUCAAAUCACAGAGGCUUUAAAAGGAGACUUAGUCAACCUAAGGACUGAAAACGAAGGGCAGGGCAGAAGUAUUAUAGAACUUGGCAACAAUUAUAAAGAAGUAAAUGCCAGGUAUGAGGAACAUAUUAAAAUUCUGGAAACCAAACUAUCCCAAGCACUAUCUGAAAUACAAAUACUGCUUGCUAAAGUUGAAAGCAUCGAUGAUGAGAACAAGUAUAAUAAAGAAAAGCUGGUGGCCAUGGAGGAAGCAGCAGUUACCCAGAGUGAAAAGGCAGUAUAUGUUGAAUCUUUAAUGAGCAGGAUGGAUGACAUGAGACAGCAGAGUGAGGUGAAAUCAAAAGAAGAGCUUCAAACUAAAAUUCAAUCACAAACAAAAGCUGUUGAUGAACUGAGAAAUGAAUUGGAAGCAAAGCUUGGAAGUAUUUCAAGAGAUAUCAGAGGGGAACUGGACUCACUAAAUUCUGCACAAGAGCAACUUCGCAGCAAGUUGCAUCUUGAUAACAAAGCAGCACUUGAGACCCUUGAAAAUGAACAAGAAACAAAAUUCACUGCAAUUAUGAAAAUCAUCCAUGAUCACAAAACUUUAAUAGAAAAAACUCAUUCUUCAAUUACAACCAUAACUGAAAGAAUUGUUCACACUGAAUCUUCUCAGAGUAAUUCCCAAGAAAAGAUUAUUGCAGACUAUGCCCAAAAACUAUCUGAGUUGAAGGAAAAUUUUGAAGAAAGGAUUGUGGAACUUUUUAUGCAGAGUGGAGUGCAGAAGGCACACAUUGAUAAGAAUACUUCAUUGAUUGAAGAACUGUCUGCUGAAUUCAAUUCUUCCAGUUUACAACUGAGAGGAGAAAUUACAAAUAUCAAGGAACAUCAGGAAAAUGAAAGAAACCUUAUUGUGUCACAAAUUCAAGAAGAUCACAGCUCCCUUGAAGCACUCUUUAACAGUUUGGAGACUAGGGUCGAAUCCACAGAAACUACUCUUAUCAAAGAGUCCAGCAGAAUGGAGAGUUUGGAGAAGUUCUUCCAUGGAAGAACACAGAAGGAUGAUGAGUUGUACGAAAGAGUAUUUGGAUUGGAAAAGGCCAGUAAGGAGCAUGAGGAUCUUAUUGUUAAUGUGGAGAAAUCUGCGUCUGAGAAGGCUGAAGAGUGCGAUAUGCAGCUUAAGGAUUACAAGAAGACUAACAAGGAUGAGCUCCAGGGAAUACGCGCAGAGAUGGAAACUGACAAGGAGAACCUGUGGACUCUCAUCAUUGAAAUAUAUUCUGCAUUCCGGGGGUCAACUGUUGUACUGAAGUCGGAAGGUGCAGUUAAGCACCACCAGGCGGAUGUAUUGGGUGUGUACAGGAUGGUGGAUAACUACAAUGACAGACCAGUGUACAAGCAGGACGGAGGAGAAAAUUACAUCUAUUACAGUGCUACGUCAAACAGCUGGUUGGUUGGAACUGUGGUGGGGCAUCAGUAUGGCUGGCUGCGUAAUCCAUCUGAAAAUGCUGGGAAGCGGCGCUGGAUCCCAGACCUUAGUACUGGCUGGGAGUACAGACCUCUCAUCCGCAAUAGUGAACUCAAUAACACGUGGUGCACAGACGAUGGAACUCUCAGGAUAGAGAGCCUCAGAGAUGUUGAAAAGGUGAAUGAACUUAUUAGAGAUAUCAAGAACUCGAAAGAGGUGGAUUAAAGAAUUAAACACGUUGACUCCCGAUCAGAAUUGAUUAGAUUUUAUAGUUAGGACAGAAUCAUUCAGAAAAAUAAAUUUAAUUUAAAAAGUUUCUGCAAAUCUUAAAAUAUAUUUGGUCUGUAGUCUAAACUAAAAUUAGUAAUGAAUAGUAUUAAUGAAGUAUUUAUUAACAAGUAACAACUGUAGAUUCCAGUGGGUUAAAGUAUUUCUUUUGGUAAAAACUACAUAUCAAGUCUUGACCUAAUCAAGUGCUUUAUGAUUAUUAUAAUUUAAUUGAUAUAGGAAAAACUAUUAAAAAUUGUCUUGAGACAGAUAUUUCCGAUAAAAAAGCAGUGUUUUAUUCUAAAUUCCUUGAUUUUAAAUAUUGGUAUUUUUGCAUGAUAUGUAGGUAUGCAGGUGUUCGUGCCAAACUCAAGCUUUAAUAUGUGAUAUGAUUAAAAAUUGAUACUCUAUAUAUAUUCUUGUAUUCACUGUAGAGGUUGUAAAUAAAAAAUAAACGAUAAAAUUAUA
This is a messenger RNA of Eurytemora carolleeae, 11048 nucleotides long. RefSeq names its product golgin subfamily B member 1. The record is from RefSeq and is a predicted model, not a curated record. Lineage: Eukaryota; Metazoa; Arthropoda; Copepoda; Calanoida; Temoridae. The transcript is spliced from 16 exons. Bases 36 to 10538 code for a protein of 3500 amino acids.